Molecule: messenger RNA, 1089 nt
Organism: Monopterus albus (swamp eel)
Lineage: Eukaryota; Metazoa; Chordata; Actinopteri; Synbranchiformes; Synbranchidae
Gene: ccnb1ip1
Product: cyclin B1 interacting protein 1
Exons: 5
Coding region: 101-892 (263 amino acids)
Biological process (GO): reciprocal meiotic recombination
Cellular component (GO): synaptonemal complex
Molecular function (GO): ubiquitin protein ligase activity
Source: RefSeq, a predicted model, not a curated record
AGUACAUAUUUAGUGUAUUAUGAGUUGCACUCAGCCAAUCAGAUCACAGUAGUAAUUGCGCGUCAUCAGCGGUCACCUGCACGGGGAAGAACUAACAGUCAUGGCCAUGUCUCUCUGCGAUGACACACUUUUGUGUAACUUCACAAAGUGUCGGACCAAGCUGAGCGGCUUCGCCUGGGUCACAGCAUGCUCUCAUAUUUUCUGUGAUCAGCACGGGUCUGGUGAGUUCAGCCGCUCUCCUGCCAUCUGCCCAGCUUGCUCCUCUGCACUGUCUGGGAAACUGGACAUUGUGAGGACGGAGCUGUCGCCCUCUGAGGAAUACAAAGCCAUGGUGCUGGCAGGUCUGCGACCUGACAUAAUACUGGACAUCAGUGCCCGCGCUAUGGCCUUCUGGAGCUAUCAGGUACAUCAGGAGCAUAUGUACCAAGAGUACAAUAUGUCACGAGCCGAGGCACAGCUGAAACAGAUGGAGAAGGUGUUAACCCAGCAGAACCAUAGCAGGGAACUGGAGCUCUCUGCCAUGAGGGGAGAAAUCACCUCUCUGAAGAAAGUGAUGGAGGAGUACAAGAGGAAGUACAGUGAGGUGUCUGAGAGACUGAUGGAGAGGAACAGGCAGUACCAGAAACUGCAGGGGCUCUACGACUCUCUGAGGCUGCGAAACAUGGUGGUGGGUGUUGGGGAAAGAGACAUGCUGCUGCAACCAGGACAUCACAGCUUCAAAUCUGGGGUGGCUCAGCAGGCGACGCCCCAGAGGAGCCCUGUGUUUUCCUCUGUGGGCCGUGAUGGCGACAGUCAAUUCUUCUCCUGUCUGGAGGCCAACGGAGCCAAGACCUUCUUCCAGUUCAGCUCCCCUGCUCUGGAGAAAGGCCGGCCCUUCAUCAAGAAGCACUGAGGACAGCAGGUUUCAUAGUUACUGUGGACUUUAACCAGACUAUAGUUAUUCAUGUUACCAAACUGUUCUGGUUUAAUAAUUAAUUUUUGUGGUAUUUAUUGCAAUUUCGAACCAUAAAUGUGUUUUUGAACAACAAACUGUUGGUUAAAAUUAGUAGUUGAAUGUGAUUUGUAAAGUUUUAGUCCUGACUUUAUAAA